GGGCGCAGCCGGAUCGUCCGCAGGAGUCGCGAUCGGGAUGGGGAAGAGCAGCCGUGGAGGCGGCCGGAGAUUUUGAAAGGUGAUAUGAAGUAUGCAUAGAAUUAUUGCGGCAACACAAAAGAAGAAAUGUGAUAUAUUGCCAAUAUUGAGAAAGAAGAAUCAGCAUAAAAUACCUGCAUACAAUACGAGCUAAGAACUCCUGAUUUUUGAUAGUUGCGACUUUAUUUUUAAAACUUUUAACAAUGAUACUACAUUAGAAUGUAAAAGAAAGAUGAACAUUAUCUAUAAGUAUUUUUACAGUUUUUCAGAUUACAUCAACUUUAUUCACUGGAGUUUCUGAUAUUCUUAUGCUCUAUUUUGACCAGAUUUUAAAAACUAUUUUCAUAAAUCAAAUAGAGCAUAACCACAUUAUUUAAGUGCAAGCUGAAGACUUGGAAGCAGGAUCACAGUGCCAUAAUUUUUUAAAGCCCAUUGUCUGAAUUGCCUUUGUUUAGCUCAGAUUACAAACAGUUUCCUUUAUAUAAGUCUAUAUUUGUUUCCUAAAUAAUGGCAUGGGUAAAAUUCUUGAGAAAACCUGGAGGAAAUCUUGGAAAAGUAUAUCAGCCUGGAAGUGUGAUGUCCCUGGCUCCCACCAAAGGCUUGUUAAAUGAACCAGGACAAAACAGCUGCUUUCUUAACAGUGCUGUACAGGUUUUAUGGCAACUUGAUAUAUUCCGUCGAAGUUUAAGAGGUCUCACGGGACAUGUUUGCCAAGGUGAUGCCUGCAUAUUUUGUGCUUUGAAGACAAUAUUUUCCCAAUUCCAACACAGUCGAGAAAAGGCUCUUCCUUCAAAUAACAUGAGGCAUGCCUUGGCUGAAAGUUUUAAAGAUGAACAGCGAUUUCAGCUUGGUUUUAUGGAUGAUGCAGCAGAAUGUUUUGAAAAUAUCCUUGAGAGAAUUCACUAUCACAUAGUACCAAGCAAUGGAACAGAUAUGUGCACUUCCAAAUCCUGCAUAACACAUCAAAAGUUUGCUAUGACAUUAUAUGAACAGUGUGUAUGUUGUACUUGUGGGGCAUCUUCAGACCCUUUACCUUUUACAGAAUUUGUACGUUACAUUUCAACAACAGCAUUAUGCAAUGAAAUUGAUAGAAUGGUGGAAAGACAUGAAAGACUCAAGCCAGAAAUGUUUGCUCAGCUGCUUCAGGCUGCAAAUACUACAGAUGACUUCAGAAACUGUCCUAGCAACUGUGGCCAAAGAAUUAAAAUUCGCCGUGUUCUAAUGAAUUCUCCAGAAAUAGUUACUAUUGGAUUAGUUUGGGAUUCUGAACAUUCUGACCUAACAGAAGAUGUCAUCCGAAAUCUGGCAACACAACUUUAUCUUCCAGGGUUAUUUUAUAGGGUUACUGAUGAACAUGCCAAAAACAGUGAGCUUUUUCUUGUGGGGAUGAUAUGCUAUGCAAGCAGACAUUAUUGUGCCUUCGCAUUUCACACGAAGAGUUGUAAAUGGGUUUUAUUUGAUGAUGCUAAUGUUAAAGAGGUUGGAACAAAAUGGAAAGAUGUGGUAUCCAAGUGCAUCCGGUGUCACUUUCAGCCAUUGCUAUUAUUUUAUGCAAACCCAGAUGGUACGCCGGUAUCAACAGAAGAUGCACUUCAGCAUAUAAUUCAUUGGUCACAUUAUAAAGCCUCUGCAGGAAAUGGAGAAGAAUUUGGAUUUGAGAAAUAUACUUUUCUUAAAUCAGAUUGUGUAAAGGAGAAUGGAUUUGAAGAAACUUCUAACCAGAAGAGUAAAAAAGUUCAGCUAGAAAACUUUACUAGGAACUAUACUCAACCUACUAAUAUCAGGGGGUCGAGUAAAUUGGGACAUAAUGAUCAUAGGGAAAAAACAAAAGAUCUUUCCAGAGAAUGUGCUCAAAAGGCAGCUGAGAUGAAAAGUAACCCAUCAUCAUUAAGAAAAAAUCCUGACAGAGGAUCCAGGAGAGAAUCUGGGAAACAAAAAGAUCUAUCAGGAGAAAUACACACUAAUCUUAAACCAGGAUCACCACCUUCUGGAACUGGAUUUAGGCAUCAUUCCAAUGAACAUCUAUAUGGAAGUCAAGGGAGAGGAUCUUAUCGACAUGAAAAGGUGCACAAUCAAAUUAGAUCCACUGUACAGAUAUUCAACUCAAAUAAAACAGAAGAUGGAGCGAAGGUGAACCGUAUGAAAACUGACAACACAGCUGGUUAUGAAACAGAUAGUAGCCAAGAUUCCAAAGAUAAAGGAAGCAUCAGUAGCAGCAGAAGUCGAAGCAGAGGCUGGAAACCCAUGCGAGAAACACUGAAUGUUGAUAGCAUCUUUAUUGAUUCAGAGAAAAGAGAGCACAGCUCAAAAUCCAAGCUAAAUGCAAGCAAUAAACCAAAACAUGAAAAGGAGCAGAGUUCAAUCAACUGCCCCAAAGAAAUUCAGAGCCUGAAGGGUCUGAUGACUAUAUAUGAAGAUGAAGGAAAACAAGGAGGAAGCCAGAAUUCACUGGAUUUGGAAAAGAAACGAAAUAGAGAAAAAACAACAGGAUUUAUAGAGAGAAAGGCUCAUCCUGAUAAUUGGCAGGCACAAAGGACUGAAUCUGGCUAUGAAAGCAGUGAUCAUAUCAGCAAUGCAUCUGCUAAUUUGGAUUCACCAGUUGCUGAAGGAAACAGCUCAGUUGAUCCCAACAAUCUGAAAGAAAACAUUUUCUGCAGUGACCAAAAUCUAUCAGUUAGAUAUUCUGGAAAUGUCUUGCAGUCUUUCUCCCAGCUGAACAAAAACUCUUUGGAAGCACUGAGGAAAGAUGAAGUUAAUACGCAUGUUAACUACAAGCCACCUAACUUCUCAUCAACUUCUCAUCUGCAGAUACAAAGGACUGACAUACCAGAUUGCAAUAAGAAGUCUUUACCUACGUUAACAGUGCAGACAGCUUUAAAAGAUCACAUUGAAAAAGAAAUAAGAAACAGUACAAUCAAUGAGCAAAGCUCUUUACCACAGUCUGGUGAAAAUGUACCUACUGAGACAAAUACUUAUAGUGCUGACAGUUCAGUUUUUUCUUAUAUUGGAGAGCAUGGAAUCAUUUCUGAAAGAGUUCAAAACAACUGUGAAUCUUCAUCUACCAGUUUGCCAGUCCCCUGCCCAGUAUCUCAUACAAAGACCGUUAAUUCUACUCCUGCUCUUGCAUUUUUCUUACAACAGAAUAAAACCAAGCCUUGUUGUACUGAAUCUGCUCCCUCUACUGGACAUAAAACCAGCAUGUACAGGAACAAGUAUGAUGAUGCAACAGAAACAGUUUACCAAAAUCUUCCACCACCUUUACCACCAAAGAAAUAUACUUUGUCCCAUUUGCAUGGCAUAGAACAAGAAUCCACUGUGGAGUUAAACUUUAGAGAUCAUCCAAAAAUUGAAAAGCAAGUUGCUAUUGCUACUUCAAAAAGUAUACCAGAAACAAGUUCAUUUGGAAAUGAAGAAAGAUUAAAAGCAUUUCAUUGCAAUGAGUCCUCUAAGAUGAGUUUUUCACCAAGUUCGUUAGGAAAGGAUUUAUGCACCAUAUCCAGUAAUCCUUUAAACAAACAGACUUGUUUUAUUGAACCAAAUUCUAGUUCCCUGGAUGCAAAUGCAAAUGAUGUUAUAUCACUUACUACUUAUUUCUCAGUUGAUAACUGUAUGACCGAUACCUAUAGAAUUAAAUACCACCAGCGACCAAAACUGUAUUUUGCAGAUACUAGUGGGACAAACAAAGAGAGAUCUUUGUUAGCCACUGGAAUGCAGUUGGACACGUCUUACCACCACACUUCUGAAUCAAACCAUCCCACAGCUCAGCAAAAGCAUAAAUAAUAUUGGAAAUGUGUAGUGUAAUACGAAUGAUUUGGGGAUGAAUAUAAAUCCUUAGAACUCCAACCUAAUGUGAUGUUUAAGUUUACAUACUUUAGCUACAUUUCAUUUGGAAAGUACACAUUAAUGAACUGUCCCUUGCAUGUGCAUGUGGGAUCAAGAAAUAUCAAAGAUGGUUUUAUCUUGUGGAAAUGCUGGUUUUGCAUAAGUUCAAUUAAAGUGGCUAUUCUUUUAAAUGAGGAACUUAUAUUUAAAUUGCUUUCAUAUGAUAAAUAGAUGAAGCUUUUUUAAAAUAAAAGCUUGAAUACCAUUUCUUUUAAAAAUGACUUGAUUUAGAACAUUUCAAAAUACCAUAAAUACAUUUGAAAGUAGGUUUUGGAUUUGAUUUCCAUAGUUGGUUAAAAUUUCACACUAAUUAUAGCACUUUUAUAGGUUAUAAAAACCUAAAUCAUGUAUCCAUUUUCAAUUCCCAUAUGAAGACCAUAGAACAUUUUUAAGUAUUUAAAUUUAUUUUAAAUGUUAAAUUCUCAUGAAAAAAUAUUUCACAAAAUUUGAAAUGGAGAGUGUGAUAUAUCAUCUCAGAGAAGCCCUUUUACAGAUAAGUUGACCCUCACCAGUGUGUAAAGUAAUUUGUACUGCUUUAAAGAAACAUGAUUGAAAUAGAAGGAUUAUUCUUAUGCACCAAAGGAUACAUGCAAUAACAAGGUAGUAUGAUCUUUAUAAUGGCCUUGAGAGUUUUUGUCUCCUUUUGAAAAUUGUGUUCUUUAUGAAAAGUUUGCCACAAAAGGAGAUUUUUAAUGAUAUGAAAUGUUUACAUGCAUUUUUUUUUUCAUGUAAAGGCACUUUCAAGCUUGCUAUGUAAAAAUUGAAUAUAGUCUACAUACACUGUACUACCUCAGUAUGACAAUAUGGGAUUAUUUUUAGUACGUAUGUAUAGCAUAUAUUUAUAUAUACACAUACGUGUGUGUGUGUAUGCACACGCGUACUGUAUAUAUUAUGCUUAGUGUAUGUACACACACACACACACACACAUAUAUAUAUACACACACACACACAAAGUAUGUGUUGUGUGUCAUGUGUGUAUAUAUCAGAAGUGUGUCAAACACUUCAGUUUUGAAAUGCUCCCUUUCAAGUGAAAGAUAUAGAGAGAGCCUUAUUGGUUGAUAUAGAUGGGCUGCAUGUUGUAGCAAUUUUCCAGGCUUUUGUGUCUGAUCUCAUUUUGUAGUUAUGACUUCCUUGUGAACUGAUUAGCUCCAGGACAAAACUUUCACAGUGUGAAAUAUUGCAUUUUCUACACAGUUACAAGUGUAUUAAAUUGGCUUCCUAAGAAGCAUGAUUCGUGUUAAUGAACUGAAUAGCCAGAGAGUAACAAGGAAAGUAUUUAUGAAAUACUUAAAAAUUCUGGUUGUGAGAUAUUUAGAACUUUUGUAAGAAAGUGAAAAAGUGCAUUAAAUGGGUAUUCACUUCCCCUUAUAUUCAGGUACUCUUAAUUAGAAAUUUAAUAGUCACACUACUGUUUGCCAUAUGAGAGUAGCAGCAUAAGAAAUUUUAUGACAGAAUUAUUUUAAAACUCCUUGUUAGACAAAUCAAUAAUCUGUUAAAUGCUGGAAGCAUAUGCUGAUAUUAGAAAUAUGCACAGAAUGAUAUAUAAUCAUUAAAAAUUUACAUUUUUUGUAGACAAAUAUUAACCAUUUAUCUAUUUUCUUGAAUCAGUUAUGCAGGAUCUCAUUAUCUUUUAAAUAUUUGAAAUAAUGCCUUAAUGAAGUCUUAGAUUUUAUUUUAAUAUACAGUAUAUAUUAUGGUAGCUAGAGUUUUAAACAAUAGUUUCUUGCAUUGUGCAGUAUUUUAAAUACAAAAAUUAUGCAUAGCAGUUGUUUGUAAUAAAAAUAUUUAAGUAUAUUGUUGGGCUGCAAAAAUGUGAUAAAUUGUAUAAAUAUAUUUUUAUAUUAAAGCUGCUGUAGAGAAUAUUUAAAUCAUUGCAUGUAUAAAAAGUACUCUGAUUUUCUUAAAACCUUUCUUUGAUACUACCAGCAGAGGCACAAAGAUGGAUUCUGAUCAAUUCAGGCCGAAGAUAUUCCUUUUUAAAGAUUGAAAUGGAAUAUAUAUGCAGUUGUUAGGUAAAAAUGUAUGACACUGUAACUUUAAAAAAAAAAUUAUAAGGAUUUUCUAUUAAACUGACUACAAAGAUGGUCCUAAAAAUGUAAAUAUGUUUUAGUUUUUAGCAUGAUAGCUGCUAUGUAUUUUGGAAUACUCCAUUAUAAGUUUGCACUAUAAUUGGAUUAAUACAAAUGCAAAUUGUGACUUUGGCCAAAUGGGGAAAAUGCUAUUACAAUUGGUGAUUGGGCCUAUUCAGAACAUUAUUAGUAGUGUAAAAUAGUGGUACUUGCAUGCUUCCCUUCAAUAAGGAAUAUGAUUAUGUUAAAGUUCCACAUUUAUGUUAAUGAAGGAGUCUUCCUGCUCUCUAAAUUUUCAGGGACAAUGUCUGAAAAAUAUUGGCAGUGCUUGACUUACGACCAUUUGUUCAAUGGCCCUUUGAAGUCACAAUGGCCCUGGAAAAAGUGGCUUGUGACCACGUCUGGCACUUAACCACCAUUGUAAAAAUUGCUCUAUCAUAUGAUUGUGAUCUGAGUAUUUGAUCCCUGUUGAAGUGUCAUGGGAUCACCAUUUGUGACCUUCCCUGUCAGCUUCCGGUAAAGUCAAUGGGAAAGAUGGUAGGGAAAGUUGCAAGUCAGUCACCUUUUCCUUAAAAACUAGUGAUUUGCUUAGCGGCAAAAAGCUCAUAAAACUGGGUCAGGCCACGUCUCAUUUAAAACUGCAUUGCUUAACAACAAAUUUUCCAGCUCCAGUUGUGGUCCUAAGUUGAAGACUACCAGUAGGUCUAGUGACUAAGAGAUGAGAUUAAGGCAGAGGCCUGGAGUUCUUGUCCUGCCUUAGAUACAAAACCCAACUGAGUGACUUUGAGGCAAGUGGUCUCUCAGCCUUAGAAAGAAGGCACUAGCAAAAUAUUCUAGAAAAUUGCAAUCACGAUUUAAGUUGAAGGCCCCAAACAAAUUUUCUUACCCAUAUCUUCAAUUUAGUCUUGACUCCUGACAAGUCCCUGGACAAGGCCUUUGCUGUCUUGACAUUUUUAAAAGUAGUUUACCAUUACCUUCCUAGGAUUAAGAAAGAGUAAGCUGGUCCAAGUCGCCCAGCUGACUUAGUGCCUAAGGUGGAACUAGAACUCUGCUUUUUAGUCUGGUCUGGCUUUAACCACCACACCAAACUGACUGUCUUAACUAUGAAUGUUACUCCACAUUGUUGGUUUCUUGUUAUGACUUAGCUUUUAAUCUUAUUGGUAUCUAUCAUGCUAGAGUGCUGUUUCAGAAGUUACUGGUUAGUUUAAAGCAUGUAGUUAGCAUAUUCAUGAUUACAAAUAAAACAGAAGUAACUUCAUCUCAGAGUAACUAUAAAAUUAAUUUUUGAUAUUUUAAGUUUUUUUAAAUUAAAAAAGUCACUUCAUUCCUGAUAUGCAGGUAAUAAGUAAUAAUGUAAUGCCUUUAUAGGUAAAAAUGGAACUAUAAGUACUGGAAUCAAAGUGUUCAACUGAAAACUGUUACUGAAGUAAUUUGAAUUUGUAAUAUUUAUGUAAACACUAAUGUGAAUUACCUCUGUUAAGACUAUUACUGUAUUUUAAAAAUGUAAAGCAAAUGUUCAUUUCUGUAUAAAUGAGAAAUGUUGGAUUUGUGAGUAUAUGUGCUUUAAAGAAAUAUAAAAGUCUUAAUAGAC
Messenger RNA from Pseudonaja textilis, 7581 nucleotides. It is a transcript of the gene USP53, whose product is annotated as ubiquitin specific peptidase 53. The record is from RefSeq and is a predicted model, not a curated record. Lineage: Eukaryota; Metazoa; Chordata; Lepidosauria; Squamata; Elapidae. Gene Ontology annotation, molecular function: cysteine-type deubiquitinase activity. Gene Ontology annotation, cellular component: cell-cell junction. Gene Ontology annotation, biological process: sensory perception of sound; response to auditory stimulus; protein deubiquitination.